AUGAGACAAAGAGGCGCACUGUCAAGCGUAAACAAAUUGGAUUACACUGUGCUCCGUACACUGGUCAUGGGCUGCUGCGGCGAUGACGAAGACGAACCGCCACCGCCACCGCCACCGUCCCCUCCGCUGCCGCAUGCGGGUGAAUCUUCUGACCUCGUUGAGCCGGUGGUGAAUUCAACUUCCCACCAAACUUCAACCCACUUUACCGCCGACAAUACAAUUUCCCCGAUGAAUUCUAAUUUCUCGGCUUUCUUAUGCCGGGAUACCCUACGCGCCAUUCUGGAGAAUCUUCCUAUUCCGGACCUCGCCCGUGCUGCCUGCGUUUGCCGCCAGUGGCGAUCGGUGGCCUCUGAUAGGGAGAUGCAGAUUCGUGCCUUCAUUUCUCCGUGGAAGCUUCGGGAUGUCGUCGGAAACCCUAGCUCUGGCGCAUUCUGGAGAGACAAUUCACUGUCCAAAUUCGCCGUCUCCCACCGCCUCUCACGUGGCGACUCCAUCGCCAGCCUGGCUGUUAAGUAUUCCGUUCAGGUAAUGGACAUAAAGCGCUUGAACAAUAUGAUGAGCGAUCAUGGAAUUUACUCCAGGGAGCGGCUACUUAUCCCCGUGACCAAACCAGAACUUCUCAUAAACUCCAUAUGCUACAUAGAAGUGGAUAUGCAUGCGAAAAGAGAAGUUGCAGUGCUGUAUCUUGAUGGUAGGCCCGAUGGAAAUCUGAAGGGCCUUUUGAGCACUCUGACCUCCGAGCGAAGCAAGAAGAGGCUGAUUGAGUCGUUGAAGAGAAGCAUGCAUGUUGAUGAUGGCACUGCUCAGUACUACCUUUCGCUAUCAAAUGGUGAUCCCCGAGCUGCCAUUUCACAAUUCUCAGAAGAUCUGAGGUGGGAGAGGCGGGUGGGAUUUACAUAGAGCGCGCACAGCCAGGUACUGCUGCUCUGCUCAACUCGACUCGUGUUCGAAUCCGCAAAAAGGUUUUAUGGUAAUCUCUUGCCACGAAUGAAAAUACAGGGGAUAUUCCUUGGAACCGUGUGCUCAUAUAUAUUGUCUCUUUAUUCUCAUAUUGUCAUGCUCUUGUGUAAGCUGUAUCUGAAUAAUUUCAUAUAUGGUGCUGUAUCAUAUACAUAUAUAAUAUACACAUUCUGGUGUCUUUAGUA
This is a messenger RNA of Andrographis paniculata, 1145 nucleotides long. RefSeq names its product F-box protein At1g55000. Gene Ontology annotation, molecular function: protein binding. The record is from RefSeq and is a predicted model, not a curated record. The transcript is spliced from 2 exons. Bases 1 to 900 code for a protein of 299 amino acids. Lineage: Eukaryota; Viridiplantae; Streptophyta; Magnoliopsida; Lamiales; Acanthaceae.